AUAUAGGCCAUCUGCUUAUUUAGAAAUUAUACAAAAAGUACGAGAAUUUGCCGAAUGAACGAAGCUACGUGUACCAAAUAUGCUUUUAUUUUUGAGAAACUACCGGAAAUAAAUCCUUUGUUCCGUUUGACAUAACCUAUCUGCUAACUUUUGGCACAAUGGCAGUUAUCAGAUACUCUUAGUUCUGAAAAUGGGACUAAGUUCGAAAAUGUAUCGAAAAUUCGAGUAUUUUAACUCUAAUAGGCUGUUAUUAUGAUCUGGUCGAAGUAUUUGUUCUUUUCAGAGCUUAAGUUGCUGGUAUUUUACGUUAAUUUUGAGCUCCAAAGCUAGCCUUCUGUUCGCUGUUGUCAUGGAUGCUGAUUUUCUGCUCGCCAGUCAGCUUCAGGAGCAGUUCGACAACGAAUACCAGAGGUCCCAGUUCCCACCAGAGUGCUUUCUGGACGAUGAACCAGGACAGAGCCGCAAGAAACCGAAAGCUGAGGCAUCUGGAGGUGGCAGCGACGCUACUCCCCGCUGGAAACCGCCGACCUUCUUGCCAGAGAGGCCGCUGAGUAUCGUAGACGAGUCCUGGGAGAUGCUGGACCCCAACCCGGACGUGAGGGCCAUGUUCCUGGAGUUCAACGACAUGUUCUUCUGGGGGAAACUUAGCGGAGUGGAGGUCAAGUGGAGCCCCAGGAUGACUCUGUGUGCCGGCGUGUGUUCCUAUGAAGGCCGAGGUGGACUCUGUUCAAUCCGGCUCAGUGAGCCUCUGCUGAAGCUGAGACCCAGAAAAGACCUGGUGGAGACUCUCCUCCAUGAAAUGAUCCACGCCCUCCUGUUUGUGACCCAGAACAACCGAGACAGAGACGGCCACGGACCCGAGUUCUGCAAACACAUGAACAGGAUCAACAAGGCCACCGGGACAAACAUCACUGUCUACCACAGCUUCCAUGACGAAGUCGACGUCUACCGGCAGCACUGGUGGCGGUGCAACGGGCCCUGCCAGAGUCGCAAGCCUUACUUUGGGUACGUGAAGAGGUCCAUGAACCGGGCACCGUCCUCUCAGGACCCCUGGUGGGAGGACCACCAGAGAACAUGUGGUGGGACUUACACCAAGGUCAAGGAGCCUGAAGGAUACGGGAAAAAAAACAAGAAGGAGACGAAGGCCUCAGAGAAGAAUAUCGUAGGAAAUGGGAAGCUCUCAAAAACAGGCAAAGGUUCUGGAUCUCAGGACAUAAGGAACGUCAUCCCUUUCAGUGGGAAAGGCUUCCUCUUAGGAGGAACGUCCCAAACCUUCUCUUCUUCCUCCACAUCUCACUCACCAUCAGUGUCUGCUUCAUCCAGCUUCAUCUCCUCACCUAAAAUAUCCUCAACCCCUUCAUCUCCUUAUAGAAGUCUCUCCUCUCCAGUUUGCUCUGGCUUAUCUGAUCAAACCAACUCAAUCUCAAACACCCCACCCUCUUUCAGACCAGCUAGCACCGCUGGAGGAAAACCUCCUGUGAAGAGGUCCGUUGGGAACAUCAGAGUUUUUGUCAACAUUAACGGCUCACCUGUUAAAGCUCCUAAAUCUCAGAGUGACACUGGAAACCAACGAGGAGCUAAGAUUAAACAGACUUCCAUUCAGGAUCUUUUUACCAGCACUAACCUCAGGAAGUACUCUAUAUCAGAGCCUGGAGCUAAAAGAGACAUGCCUUCAUUACCAAACAUUUCCACCGAGGCUUCUCCUUCCAUUACAUCUAACUCCAAUCAGCAGCAUUCACCUCUAAAAUCACCUGAAGGCAGCACUGCAACAUCAACUCAGUCCAAAUAUUUCAGUGAUUCUGGUGCUUUCGUUACACUCGGGUCUGCAGGUGGAGGUCAGACGUCGAGGAAGAGGUCAUGGGAUGCCCGAAGCAGCUCAGCCAUGAUUUUUGAUUUCUUUCAGAAGACAUUAAGCAGCAAUUCAGCUACUUCAAAGGAACCAGUACAGACCCAGUCAGCUUCUGGCGUCGCCCCCUCCAACCUAUCAUCGCUUCAGUCCUCGGCAGGACUGCACAGUGGUGCCUCCUCCUCCUCCUCCUCCUUGGUGAUGAUGGUCAGCUGUCCUGUUUGCCAAACUAAAAUCCAGGAGCGAAGGAUAAAUGAGCAUCUUGAUUCCUGCCUCUCUUGAAUUACUUUUAAAUUAAAAUCUCUCCAGAUUUGGGUUUCUUGUUGCACAGACGCCUUUUAGCUGUGAUAUCUGGGAAAUUUGGUCAAAUGGUAACCAUCUUGUUUGAUUAACAUGAGUAGAAACAGUUUCAGUGCCUCUAGUUGUAUUUGUCCCCAUACUCUUUAUCAGCUAUACACACUAGCAGAGUAGUUGUAGGACUUUCCAAAAAAUGUCUGUGAAGCUGAAUUUUCUAUAAUAUCAGGUGUGUAGAAUAAACUCAGGUCUGAAUUCUUUGAAUUUAACUGCCUUGAAAGCUUAGUUAAAUAAGUGACAUUUUGAAGAUGACUGUGAUGUGCAAACAGACCGUUUCUGGUUCCAAAUCCAAGGCUCUCCUGUGGGUUGUGGGGUUUAUUUGUGCUUCUGUCCUCUACGUCAGAGCUGCAUCAGGAGAGUGACCCCUGCUGAGCUGUGCGAAUCAGAUUUCACUAUCGUUGGCUUUUUAUUUUUGCACGUCUUCCCAGUUACACUGCACUCAGCUGCAGAGGGAACACGAUGCAAAGGGAUCGAUUGUGCACUGAUAUCACCAACAUUUCUGCAGGAAAUAAAAGAGUAUGAUGGAGAUGUUUCACUUUGUAUUGAUGUUUAUAAUCCUUUGUGGGUUUUUUUUUUAAUAAGCACAGUAUGUUUCUUCCUUCUUUCACUAAAUAAAACAUUUUAUUCCUUA
Messenger RNA from Girardinichthys multiradiatus, 2831 nucleotides. RefSeq names its product SprT-like N-terminal domain (gene sprtn). Bases 350 to 2128 code for a protein of 592 amino acids. Gene Ontology annotation, cellular component: nucleus. The record is from RefSeq and is a predicted model, not a curated record. Gene Ontology annotation, molecular function: polyubiquitin modification-dependent protein binding; single-stranded DNA binding; metalloendopeptidase activity. The transcript is spliced from 5 exons. Lineage: Eukaryota; Metazoa; Chordata; Actinopteri; Cyprinodontiformes; Goodeidae. Gene Ontology annotation, biological process: DNA repair.